Molecule: messenger RNA, 1470 nt
Organism: Emiliania huxleyi CCMP1516
Lineage: Eukaryota; Haptophyta; Isochrysidales; Noelaerhabdaceae
Exons: 3
Coding region: 1-1470 (489 amino acids)
Source: RefSeq, a predicted model, not a curated record
AUGCUCGACACGACGCUCCUCGCGAGCACUGCGUCCACCGAAUCGCCAAAGCGCAAGCGCCACCAAUUCAAGGAGAUGUGCUGGGGCGACGCCAUCUCGGGCGGCGAGCUGGGAUGCGAGGCGCUGCCGCCAAACACAAAGAAUGCUUUUCGUGAGCACUUUUGCCGGCGAUGCAGGGAGAGGGGCGUGAGCGUACCCGUGUCGAGGGUUCGGAUACCGGUCGGCGUUGACAGCGCGGUGAUUGUCAACCGUAAGACGGGUGGGGUCUGGAAUGAGCCGACGCGUACGUCGCACAUGCCAGCGUUCCGAGUCGUGAACCAGACUGCAGACUGCACGGGCGCGAAGCUUGUGGUCUUGCGGGACGAGAGCCCGGUGCCGCUGCCCGGAUUGGCCGAGCUCUCGAACUUCGGCGACCGCGUCGACUUCCAGAUCUCCCGCACACUCAUUCCUGUCGUGCCUCUGCCCUUCGCGCACUCGGCUGUGCCGCUGCCGCUCGCUUCCCAUAGCUCCGCGACGGACACCGCCUCGCUGCUCGACCGCCCCGCCUCGCCGUACACUGGACGCUCGAGCAGCACCGGCUCGCCUUGCGCCGCCUCGCUGCUCGACGAGUGUGGGCUCGACGCAGCUGGGCUCGAGCACUCGCCCUCCACCAGCGGGCCGAGCUACUCGUCCGGAGACAAGCUCCCCACCUUCCUCCCCGACGAGCCCGGGCUUGACGCCGGACUAGACGAGCUACUCUCCUCCAUCGCCUCCGAAGACGCCGUGUCCCCCUCGGCCGACUCCCCCUCGGCCCCGCCGUCCCCGCCGCCGCUCCCGAGCAAGCCUGCCCCCGCCGCCCUCUCCGCGCGGCGGCGGCGCUGCGGCGGCCUACGCCUCCUCCCCACAGUCCUGCUGCCGAGCGCGGCAAUCCUAAGCUCCGUCGCAGCGAGCGGCCCCUCGCCUCUCGCGGAGCUGCAGCUAGGCUUCGCAGUCACCGUCGUGCUCAUCCUCUCCAGCCUCGUCCUGCCUCCGCGCACGCUCGGCAAGCUGCUCACCGUCGUCACCACCCUCGCCGCGGCGUUCAACGUUGCGAUGAACCUGCUGCGGCACGGCGACGAGCUCAACGCGGCGAUCCUCGCCUGCCACGAGGGGCGCAUGCCCUUCCUCCUCCUCGCCGUCGCGGCGGGCGCCCUUCUCGGCGCGGGCCCCUCCAUGCCCGCACCCCUGCAUUCCGCAUGCUGGUUCCGCGAGAGGAAGCUCUGCCUGCUCGGCCGCCGCUCGCCGCUCCGCGUGAGCGACAAGGGCCUGGCCAUCGCGAUCUGCACGGCCGCAUUCCUCGUCGACUACCUGGCGUGCUCCGCCCGCUCCACCUCGCCCCACAGCGAGGUGCAUGGCCGCUUCGUCGCGCUCUUUGCCGCGUCGGCGGUCGCCGGGGCGCGCGGGAGCCGGUGGAUCGCCGACAGCCCCACAGGCAUCUCCCCGUCGGCCUAG